CAGCCUGCCCAUCGUCGUCCUUCCGGCCCGUUCGACCCAAUUCCACGACGACAUCCCCGCUGUACACCUGCCGCCAUGGAGAACAUCAAGGAGUUUGCUGAUAUGCCCGCUGAGUUCCUCAAGGAGGGCACUCUGUUCAUGAACCGCUGCACGAAGCCCGACAAGAAGGAGUUCAUCAGGAUAUCGCAGGCUGUUGGAAUUGGUUUCUUGAUCAUGGGAGUCAUUGGCUACGUUGUCAAGCUUGUCCACAUCCCCGUCAACAACAUCCUCGUCGGCGGCUCAUAGUCGCCCGCGCACCAGAGACACCUAUCUAUUACCUUCCACUUGCAUCUCCGCCCACGCGACGGACCCCUUUACCAUAUUGUGUUGUAGUGCGCUUGGCGAGACGAGGCAGACGAGGUCACGUUACGGAUUCGGACGCUCAGGAUAUCAGACAUAGCAUAUCCCACAGGGGCUGUACAAUACCGACAUUGGGUCAGCGGGAGUUUGAAUAUAUCCACAUGAUUUU
Messenger RNA from Exserohilum turcica Et28A, 508 nucleotides. RefSeq lists its product as uncharacterized. Bases 76 to 285 code for a protein of 69 amino acids. The record is from RefSeq and is a predicted model, not a curated record. Gene Ontology annotation, biological process: post-translational protein targeting to membrane, translocation; protein targeting. Gene Ontology annotation, molecular function: transmembrane protein transporter activity. Lineage: Eukaryota; Fungi; Ascomycota; Dothideomycetes; Pleosporales; Pleosporaceae. Gene Ontology annotation, cellular component: membrane; Ssh1 translocon complex. The transcript has 4 exons.